UGAUGGAACUCACAGCUCUAUUGCAUAUCUACAUGUACCAUUCAUAAGAAGAGCAAUUCUAUACUAUAAUUGUAAGGAACAAUAAACAUGAAUGUAUUAAGGGCUUUAAAAAAUAACUGGAAAAAAACUGUAUUUGCUCUGGUGAUUUCUGGCUAUGCUGUAAAUCAGUUUAAAACGAGAAUUCAAAUAUUUCAGUAUAUGACGCUUCUGUCCAAUGAAUUACAAAAUUCUAGUUCUGUUUCUACAAAUUCUUCAAAAAGAGUUUUGGUGGUUUUGAACCCAAUAGCAAAUAAAAGGAAAAGUGAAAAAAAUCCCAUAAAUAAGAACUUCAUUCACCGUAGCUUGCAUAUAGUACCACGGAUACUCUUUGAUGAGAUCCUUGGCAGUAUCGAGGGCAUAUGCGUCAAAUUUGUCGGCAUUAAUUUUAUACCCCGAUGAUAGAGCUUGAAGUGUAGUGGCACAAUUAUAGAUGAGAUUCUCAUUUAUUCCUGUUAUUUCGGAAGCCAACCUUGGAUUGGAAAAAAAUGUUCUUGCUGUAUUUCCGUCGAUCGAUGAGCCCCUACCUCCAUCUCUGGGCUUGUCUACAAUUAAACCCAGUUUUUCACGUGUUCACGCCACCGGGUGAACAGCAGAGAGUGAGGGGUAGGGUUUUUUCCAAAACCGAAUUCGAUCAUACUGAGGAGGGUGAUGAAGGGUAGAGGGUGCUCAGUAAGAGCAUCUAACCCGAACACCCGUUCUUUCAUUGCUUUCGAUAAUAUACCUGUU
Molecule: messenger RNA, 765 nt
Organism: Drosophila willistoni
Lineage: Eukaryota; Metazoa; Arthropoda; Insecta; Diptera; Drosophilidae
Exons: 3
Coding region: 88-438 (116 amino acids)
Source: RefSeq, a predicted model, not a curated record